Messenger RNA from Leptonychotes weddellii (Weddell seal), 2753 nucleotides. The record is from RefSeq and is a predicted model, not a curated record. NCBI's taxonomy places the organism in Eukaryota, Metazoa, Chordata, Mammalia, Carnivora, Phocidae.
CGCUACCAUUUCAAGUGGCUCUGCUCUUUUAUCUCUGAUAUACCUGCACCCUGGGAAUGAGGACACUGAUCCAGCUCCUGAGACUCUACAGGAUAAUCACCGAAGUCUCUUUGAAUUCUGUGUUGCCAUGAUCCCAUGGUUUUGGAUACCCAGAGCGUAACAUGGACACUCUUUGAAUUUCACACCAUGCAGAGUCAUUUUUACUUCCCUGGGACCUCGACUGAGUUUAGAACAGGAUGAACUUUAUGGUGGUUCAGCAGACUGUUUACUGUUUCUUCUUCUACUACUUCUUCUUCUUCAUCUUUUUUUUUUUUUUUCAUCUUUCCUGCUCAGUGCCCAACCCAAGUUCAAAGGCUGAUGAGAGAGGAAAAACUCAUGAAGAGGUUUUACUCUAGGGAAAGUUGUUCAGUGGAUGGGAUCUUGGUGCAUAGGGAAAGAUGUUAGGCUCUUCCUGGCUCCUUCUCAGCCUUGCUGCUCUAACUGCUGCUCAAUCCACCACUGAGAAUCUGGUCAAGACAUUUUUGGAGACGUUUAACUAUGAAGCUGAAGAGCUGUCUUAUCAAAGUUCACUUGCUUCUUGGAAUGCUAACACCAAUAUUACCGACGAGAAUAUCCAAAAGAUGAAUGAUGCUGGGACCAAAUGGUCUACCUUUUAUGAAGAACAGUCCAAGCAAGCCAAAACUUACCCACUAGAAGAAAUUCAGGAUUCUACACUCAAGCGUCAAUUGCAGACCCUUCAGCACAGUGGGUCAUCAGUGCUCUCAGCAGACAAGAGCCAACGAUUGAACACAAUCCUAAAUGCAAUGGGCACUAUCUACAGUACAGGAAAAGCUUGUAACCCAAAUAAUCCACAGGAGUGCUUAUUACUUGAGCCAGGUUUGGAUGACAUAAUGGCAAACAGCAGAGACUACAAUGAGAGGCUCUGGGCCUGGGAAGGCUGGAGGUCUGAGGUUGGCAAGCAGCUGAGGCCAUUAUAUGAAGAGUAUGUGGCCCUGAAAAAUGAGAUGGCAAGAGCCAACAAUUAUGAGGACUAUGGGGAUUAUUGGAGAGGAGAUUAUGAAGAGGAGUGGACAAAUGGCUAUAACUAUAGCCGCGACCAGUUGAUUAAAGAUGUGGAACAGACCUUCACCCAGGUAACCAGGGGACUGAUCCAAAUGCUGAAACUUGGAAGAUCAAAACCCUGGACCUUAGCAUUGUAUAAUGUUGUAGGAGCAAAGAAUAUGGAUGUAAGACCACUGCUCAACUACUUUGAUCCUUUGUUUACCUGGCUGAAAGAGCAGAACAGGAAUUCUUUUGUGGGUUGGAACACUGUCUGGAGUCCAUAUGCUGACCAAAGCAUUAAAGUGAGGAUAAGCCUAAAAUCAGCUCUUGGAGAAAAAGCAUACAAAUGGAAUGACAAUGAGAUGUACUUAUUCCGGUCAUCUAUUGCAUAUGCCAUGAGAGAGUAUUUUUCAAAAGAAAAAAACCAGACGAUCCCUUUUGUGGAGGAUAACGUGUGGGUGAACGAUUUGAAACCCAGAAUCUCCUUCACCUUCUUUGUCACUUUACCUGGAAAUGUGUCUGAUAUCAUUCCUAGAGCUGACGUGGAAGAGGCCAUCAGGAUGUCCCGGGGCCGUAUCAAUGAUGCUUUCCGCCUGGAUGACAAGAGCCUGGAGUUUCUGGGGAUUCAGCCAACACUGGGACCCCCUUACCAGCCACCUGUCACCAUAUGGCUGAUUGUUUUUGGGGCCGUGAUGGGAGUGGUGGUGGUUGGCAUUGUCCUGCUCAUCUUCUCCGGGAUCAGAAAUCGAAGGAAGAACGAUCAAGCCAGAAGUGAAGAAAAUCCUUAUGCCUCCGUGAAUUUGAGUAAAGGAGAAAAUAAUCCAGGAUUCCAAAAUGUUGGUGCUGUUCAGACUUCAUUUUAGGAAAACCUGUUUGAUUUCCUUUUGAGGUGAUUUUAUUGCAUGCAAAUGUUAAUUUUAUGGUACAGAUAAUAGGAGAUUAUAAAGCUGUCAUUAGAUAUCAAAACUAUGGCUCUGGUCAGGAAAAUUUACCCCAAGAAGACAUGCCUGAGGAGAGGGCAUCUUCACUGGCUUUCAGUAUUUAUUUCUGCCUCGAGAUUUCACUUCUGUUCAUGUUUGAGAGUAAUAGAGAAAAAUGUGUCUUUGGCCUCACUGGCUGUUCGGGGUAAUGGAAGUGGAAAUGUCUGUUGCCUGGCUGGAGUGGAAAGAGAAAAGAGGGAUAUAUGGUGGGAGCAAGUGGGGCCUUCUAUGGAGCCCAGAUGGAUCGCUUUUAAGGACCGUCUCUGUGAAAUGGCGGAACUGCAGGGAGUGAGAAUGGCACACGCUGUUCACUUAAAGUCAAGUGUAAAGGAUGGCACGCUCUUUCACAUUAAGUUAAUCUAAGUACUAUAGUGAUUUGCCCACAGCGGUGAGUGGACUGGAUCAUGCCUUCUUCGGGAUGACAGGUCUAAAGAAGAGAGAAGAAUCCAGAGAGCUGUUCACAGAUGUUGCCUUUUCACUUCCAUCCAUGCUUGAUCAUCAUCUCCCUGACAAUGUAAAACUAGCCCCAGGGGCCUCCUGGGACCUGCCCCCCCAGAGCACACCUGAUGGAAACUCACUUCUGUUGUUCUCCAUGGAGUGACUAGAAACCUCAACUGAAUGUCCUCCCCGGAAGUGGGUACCCAAUCUCUUAAAUCUUGUAUUCACCCACAAUGCCUGAGUAGUGCUGAGCACAAAGCAGACAGUCAAUAAAUACUGACUAGAUUCACACUC